CCGGAUGUCGCCGCAGUAGUCGCGCCCGCGGCGGCACCCGCACCCUCGGCGGCCGCAGCAUCAGCACCGCAGAGCCGCGCCCGGAGCCCGCCGCCGCGCAGCAUGGCGGUAGCCCCUCCAAGCUGCUGUUUGGUGGCCUUCCCACCGCGUGCUAAGGACGGUCUCGUGGUAUUCGGGAAAAAUUCAGCGCGGCCCAGGGAUGAAGUACAAGAGGUUGUGUAUUUCCCGGCUGCUGACCACGGACCGGAGAGCAAGGUGGAGUGUACUUACAUUUCGAUCGACCAAGUUCCCAAGACCCAUGCCAUUGUGAUAAGCAGGCCUGCCUGGCUGUGGGGGGCGGAAAUGGGAGCCAAUGAGCACGGAGUGUGCAUAGCCAACGAAGCCAUCAACGCCAGAGAACCGGCCGCGGAGACGGAAGCCUUGCUGGGGAUGGACCUGGUCAGGCUUGGUUUGGAAAGAGGGUCCACGGCUAAAGAGGCCUUCGAUGUCAUCGUCGCCUUGUUGGAAGAGCACGGACAAGGUGGGAAUAAUUAUGAAGACGCAGGCUCCUGCCACAGCUUCCAGAGUGCUUAUCUGAUCGUGGAUCGCGAGGAGGCCUGGGUGCUCGAGACCGUGGGGAGGUACUGGGCUGCUGAGAAAAUCACAGAGGGAGUCAAGUGCAUUUGCAAUCAGCUCUCACUCACCACUAAGAUUGACGCAGAGCAUCCUGAGCUCAGGAGUUACGCUCAGAGCCAAGGCUGGUGGACGGGAGAGGAUGAGUUCAAUUUUUCCGAAGUUUUUUCUCCAGCUGAUGACCAUCCACGCUGCUGUGCAGGCAAAGACAGCUUAGAAAAGCAAGAAGAAAGCAUCACUGCGCAGACUAUGAUUGACAUCUUACGGGACAAAGCCAGCGGCGUCUGUAUAGACUCCGAGUCUUUCCUCACCACAGCCAGCGCGGUGUCUGUCCUGCCUCAGAGCAGAAGCUCACCGUGCAUCCACUACUUCACCGGGACCCCAGACCCUUCCAGGUCCAUAUUCAAGCCUUUCAUCUUUGUUGAUGAUGUAAAACUUGUCCCCAAAGUACAGUCUCCCUGUUUUGGGGACGAUGACCCUGCCAAAAAGGAGCCUCGGUUCCAGGAGAAGCCAGACCGUCGGCACGAGCUGUACAAGGCCCACGAGUGGGCCCGUGAUGUCAUUGCAAGUGACCAGGAGCAAGGUCGCAAGCUGAGGAAGACCAUGCUGGACCUGGAGAAGCAAGGCCUGGAGGCGAUGGAAGAGAUCCUGGCCAGCUCCAAGCCCCUGGACCCCGCUGAGGUGGGGGACCUUUUCUAUGACUGUGUGGACACGGAGAUCAAGUUCUUUAAGUGAAGUAAGCGCUCCCUCCCCCCUUCUUAUUUAAAAUCUCCCACCUUACUAAAUUACCAGCAAAACAAACCGCUCUCCUGUCUGAGUAAAACGAGAAAGUUCUGCGGUCGCCUUUUCCGAAGCCAAAUCCAACUGUGAACUUGUGUUCUGCCUGGAAUCUCAAAACGUCCCCUCUGCCCUGCGGUCCCCUUCCUCUGUGGUGUGACAUGCAGCCCGUGCACCUGCUGUUCGACUGUAGGACUAAUCGUGGAUUUUUAAGCUGCUAUCAUUGUAUUUCAGUGACAAUGGACCCAUUCGCCUUCUCGGGGGAGGAUGAGAGUUCAUCAGGCCUUGAAAGGCCGGCUCCACAGUGCUGAGUUUGUGGGAAAGCAAACUCCUUUGAAGUCUUACUCUUUCUCUCAGUAAUGAUUUCUUUUAUGUUAACAAGAGGCACUUCUUUGUCUGGCCCAGGGUCUUGCGUGUGUGCUGGAGGGAGCAGCUCCCGGCCUCCCUCCACGUGAGUUCAGGGCUGUAGUGCAGAAUGUUUCCAGAUGUGUCUUCUGAGGGACACAGCCAGCGGGAAGGAAAAAAGGGGUCCUGCCCAGUCCCAGCUCUGUCCCGAUUUCCCGCGAUCCUCGUGGACGCACAGACUGCUUCCACGUGCGGGAGAGCUGGUCCCCCAUGCCAGCUGGAACCUGCCCGCUUUAGAGAGGUAGCCGUGCCUGUGACCGCCCCGAGUCAUCGUGUGGAUCUCCCAAAGGCACGAGGCUCAGCCCGCUCCGCAGCAGGCGCGCCACGCAGGUGAGGGCUCCGGUAGAAAUGAUCCUGGGCCUGGUUGCCGCCGUCUCGUUUAGGGUUAAUUAAAUGGACCCCUGGCGCAGUUCCACCUCACAAAGCCACGGAGCUCUCAGUUAAUGAGGGAAAGAAAAGGAGAAACUUCUGAGUGUUUCGAGCCUCGUUAAGGUAGCUGGAAUCUGAGCAGCCAGCACAUUAUCUCAGCAGAGACUUUAAUUAAACGGAUUGGUUUCCCAAGUCGUGUUUGUAGGACUUGUCUUACCACCGGAGCAGAGAGAAGCGUGUGAGGAAGACCAGAUGGGCUCAGCGCUGGGAACGCAGAGGGCAAAAAGGCGACAGAUGGAUGUGGGAGCAUGUCGCUCCAGGGUAACAGUCCAGCCCCCGCCAUCCCCCCACGCCCCCGCGUCCUGCCCAGCCUGUUAGAGCCCACAGAUCUGCACAGGGAGCAACUGGCUUCCCUGGUCUUUCCCUUUAUCCUUCCCCCACUGCAUGCUCCAGUGGCUGCCUUCAGACCAGCGGCUGAAUGGGGCAGGUGGGGCGGGGGUUGGGCUUACCUCCAGCUACUGGCACUCUCAGCCACUCUCGGAAUUUAAAGGGGCAGAGGUGACGAAGGGAAGCGUGUGCUAACAUACCAGCUAGUGGGAGGCGGCAGCUUACGUACGCCCAGUGACCCCUGCUCAGAAGUGCUCUGUGAGAAAGCCAUGAGACCUGGGAAGGACGUGGGUCCCACCGGCGGCUGGGGCCCUCGGGGGUCACAGGUUGUUCCAGAACAAACCUUUUUUUCUGCCCACCCCCCUUUGAGAGUGUAGGCACGAGAGCCGUGAGCUUCCCCCGCAGCAGCUUUGUCGGUUCUGUGCGGACAAUGGCUGGCUACCAGUGGCGAGGGCUGGGAAGGCUGUUCGAGCUGACAAAGGCAACAGCAGCCACUGGUGGGGUCUUGUCGUCACUGGGACUUCCGUCUUGGUUUGGGCUUUCACUGCUGAUUAACUUGGGGUCCCCUCCUAUGUGGAGCUGCCAUUCUGAGUGUCUGUGUGCCAGGGGAAGGUUGGGGUUCCAGAAUGAUGUAGGUACCUCACCCCCCUGAGCCCACCUACAGCGUGGCUCUCUAAUUCAAGAUGAGGCAGAAAGCCACUCUGAAGUUUCACAACGAGGUCGCACCUCCACCGAUUAUGGAAACAUUUUAUCAGACCUGACGUGUCUGUGAUACCCAAGGAGAUCUGGGGUUUGACCAAAAGGAAUCUAGUGAGAAUAAAUUACACAGAGGCCGGCUUUCAUUAUUACGGGGCAAAGGUCAGGGUAACCCAGCCAGCCUUAUUGUGCAGUGGGAAACACAAUGGCUGCUUCUGUUAGGGGCCAUUGACCUUAGCCCUGCACUUCAGAGAAGGGCCAACCCUAAUUGAGAGUUGUCGGGGCUGAAGCUGUACGUCACAAUUGUGAUGCCCCCGUGUUACCACUAGAGGGCGCGGCGGCCUGGCCGAAGUUAAACAAGGCUGGGAUGCUUCCACCCGGCAGAGAGGUGGUCUACGCGUACCGUCAAACACCGGUCACAGCGGCGGAUAGAUUCUUUGUAUGGUUGGGAUGCAUGGGGAAGGACAAGAAGAGAGCAAAGAGUCUGCUGAUGCGGCUGUACUCACUUCUAGUAACUUUUAUCUACUUACAUCAACAGCUUGAAAUAUGUCGUUGGAUUUGAGCAGGCUCUUGG
This is a messenger RNA of Pteronotus mesoamericanus, 3820 nucleotides long. It is a transcript of the gene SCRN1, whose product is annotated as secernin 1. Gene Ontology annotation, biological process: proteolysis. The coding region runs from base 103 to 1347 and encodes 414 amino acids. The record is from RefSeq and is a predicted model, not a curated record. The transcript has 8 exons. Gene Ontology annotation, molecular function: dipeptidase activity; cysteine-type exopeptidase activity. NCBI's taxonomy places the organism in Eukaryota, Metazoa, Chordata, Mammalia, Chiroptera, Mormoopidae.